Molecule: messenger RNA, 2736 nt
Organism: Sander lucioperca (pikeperch)
Lineage: Eukaryota; Metazoa; Chordata; Actinopteri; Perciformes; Percidae
Gene: lsr
Product: lipolysis stimulated lipoprotein receptor
Exons: 10
Coding region: 208-2010 (600 amino acids)
Biological process (GO): establishment of blood-brain barrier; tricellular tight junction assembly
Cellular component (GO): tricellular tight junction; plasma membrane
Source: RefSeq, a predicted model, not a curated record
UCACCUGUUGGUUGCGAGGCUGACAUGGGGCGUUCAGGUACUCCCCCUCGCCUCCAACGCACAAAGACACAAAAUGGAGCUGAAACUACCUGGCUGAGGAAAAGUACAGUUUCGCCCAAUAGUAUGCAUAAACUGAAGUUUUAUUUGCGUAUUUGAGGAAAUAAUUAUAAGAUAAGUCGACUGAUACCUCGAGGAAAGGGGAUUAAAAUGUUGUGGACGUUAAUCAUCGCCGCCUUAAUGGCAACAGAGUCCACCAUGGCCAUCUCGGUCCAGUGCUCCACCAAGAGGUACAUUGUCAUCCUCUUCCAGCCCGUCACCCUCACCUGCAACUACCAGACAACCGCCAGUCAGCCUCCUGUCGUCACGUGGAAGUACAAAUCCUAUUGCCAGGACCCUAUUCAGGCUGCAUUGAAUCCCAGCAGUGCAAGCAACGUUCUGUCUCAGAACAACCCCAACUACAACCCCAACAUCGAGUGUGCCGAUAGCCAGAGGACGGUGCGCAUAGUAGCCUCCAAACAAAGCAAUGCCGUUACCCUCGGCUCGGAGUACCAGGGUCGCAAGAUCAGCAUCCUAAACAAUGCAGACCUGAAUAUUGCGCAGACGGCAUGGGGCGACAGCGGUGUCUACGUCUGUUCUGUGGUCUCUUCCCAGGACCUUUCAGGAAACGGUGAAGACUACACAGAGCUAAUUGUACUCGACUGGCUCCUGGUUGUUUUGGUGGUUAUGGGCUUCCUGUUGCUGCUGCUCCUGAUCGGGAUCUGCUGGUGCCAGUGCUGUCCACACACCUGUUGUUGCUAUAUCAGCUGCCCCUGCUGCCCUGACCGCUGCUGCUGCCCACGAGCAUUGUACGAGGCAGGAAAAGCAGUGAAGAAAGGUGGUAUGCCAAUGAGUCAAUAUGCUCCCACCCUCUAUGCUCCCAGUAUGUAUGCCCAGCCAGCAUACGGUGGCCAGCCUGGUAUGCCUCUGCUUCCUCUACCAAACGGAGCUGGACCCCUACCUCCCCAGAACGGCUACGGUCGGGAUUAUGAUGGCGCUAGCUCUGUCGGACAGGGCUCCCAGGUGCCUCUGCUGCGUGAACAAGACGGGGGAGGGGACCACACUCGCAGUGGGUAUCGCAUCCAGGUGGACCCCGAUGGGAACGCCACACGUGCCAUUUACUACAUGGAGAGGGAGCUGGCCAACAUGGACCCAUCCAGACCUGGCAACUACAACCGCUUAGAUAAUAUGACUGAAGUCAGUUCCCUGCAUGAUAGCGUGGAGGCUCGAGGCCGCGGGGGGCGCUCCCAGCCGCCACAUCUGCCCACCGUCUAUGACCGGGAUGAAGCCAUGAGCACCAUCAGCAGUGUUUCCCAGCAAGGCCACCGCCGUGAUGACUACCCGCGCCAUGGUGGUGGGAACAUGGAGAAUCGUGUACGUGCCCGCUCCAUGGACAACCUUGACGACAUCGGACGGCGCUACGGCCGAGAUGACUACCCACCACAACGCUUCCCAGAUGAGCCCAGAGGCAGGAGAGGCUCGGAUGAUGGGUGGAGCAGCAGCGCCCGCAGCGGCAACGAUCGCGACUUUGACGACCGCAGGCGUCGCGACUACUCCCCCGAUAAUCGUCGGAGAGGAGACGGAGGGGGUCUCCCAGGGAGACGCAGCCGCAGCCGCGACGAUCUGAUGGACCUGGAGAGGGAUCGCCGGCCGGGCGCCGAUGCCAGGGGCAGGCGAGACGAUUAUGAUGACAGCUUCCUGCGAGAAGCCUUGGAGAAGAAGAAGCUGGGCGAGCAGCAAAGGGCGCGCAGCCGCGAGCGCCUGGACAGCGAGAGCGACCGCUCGGAUCGUGGGAGGGCGCCACGUGGGCCCCCACCGCUUCCUCAGAUCCCACCCUCUGGACAUCCUGGUCGCCGUGACGACUACCCACCUCCUCCACUUCCACCAUACAGUGAAAAUGAAAGUGUGUCAUCUUCAAAGAAAAGCAACCUCCGCAAGAACGGAGCAGUGAGUCGAGAGAGCCUGGUGGUGUGAAACCAGCCAUGACGUGAGCAACCUGUCCAAUACUGCAGCUCUGGAUCAGUUAAUUUCUAAAUCUGUAAAUAUUAGUCACACUGCUGAUUCACUGCGCUGAUUUUUAUAUUUCAUAAUUUACAGGAAACUUAUCACAAAUUGAUGCUGAAUGUGUAUGUAUACUUUUCUAAACUGGGAAGAGGUGCACAGAUGAAAUGUUACGUGCCUUUUCGUGUAUAAAACAUUGUGGCUGCCACAAGUGCCUUAAGAGUGUACAGAAUUUUACUUGUAGACGUGAAAGUUGAUAAAUAAUUCUGUCUCUCACGUUUACUCGUCAAGGUGUUUUACAUCUUGACGAGUAAACGUGUUCCGAUUGGUUUCAACUUUUUCGUAGUUUCAGUUAGCUGAUACAAGUACUGAUGUAGAUUUGCUGGGGUCUAUAGAUUCUUCUGGCUUUUUACUUGUGAAAAUUUGUUUUUAUAAGAAAAACUAUGUAUAUUUAAAGGAAUUUAUUUUAUCUCUGCUUUUUGCUUUUAGUUGUGUUUGAGUUUGCUCAAUGUAUUUAGAAACCUGAUUAGAAUGUCUUUAAGUACUCGCAUUUCAUGUUGUUUUCUUUUUUUACACAAGAUUUCAGUUUUAACUUGCAGUAUGUUGUACAGCUGACCAGUAAUACACUUUGAAACAGCAAAUGUUUAUUGUGAUGUGAUGAAACCUAAUUUUACAAUAAAUGUCUCUAUUGCCAGGCCA